AUGGCACUCAAGUGUGAGGCAGCCCCACUGCUGGUGCUGAGAAGAGUGCUGGUGGACUCUGGAGUGUUGACUGUUUUUGUCUCAACAGCGUUCCACUCCCUCCAAUACAUCAUCACUGCAACCACCCCAGGAAUAGAUUUCCCAGAGUACAUUGUGGUGGGUCUGGUGGAUGAAGAGCAGUUUGUAUACUAUGACAGCAACAUCAAGAAGAUGAUUCCAAAGACAGAGUGGAUGCAGAAGAAUGUGCGUGAAGAUUACUGGACCAGUGAGACACAGAAGCAGGAUCGAGUUCAAGAGAUCUUCAAGGCUAAUCUGGCUAUCUUAAUGAAGAGGUUUGAUCAGACAGAUGGGGUUCAUACUUUACUGAGGAGGUCUGGCUGUAACCUAGAUAAAAAUGGCUCUGUCACAGGAUAUUUCCAGUUUAAUUAUGAUGGAGAAGAAUUCCUCAUUCUGGAUCUGAAAACUUUAACCUGGACUGCAGCUCAUCAAAAAGCUCUUGGUACCAAACUCAAGUGGGAGGCUGCUGGAGAUCCACAUUUCAGGAAGCACUAUCUGGACAAUGACUGUGUCGACUAUUUAAGGAAGUAUGUGGAAUAUGGCAACUCCACUCUGGGCAGGAAAGUCUCUCCUGAGAUGUCUCUGUCUCAGAAGGACUCUUCUUCUCCAGUGGUGUGUCAUGCUACAGGUUUCUUCCCCAAAGCAGUGAUGAUCUCCUGGCAGAAGGAUGGAGAGGAUCUGCAUAAGGACGUGGAGCUCAGAGAGACGCUGCCCAACCAGGAUGGAACCUUCCAGAAGAGGAGCGUUCUGACCGUCUCACCUGAGGAGCUGAACAGACACAACUACACCUGCAUCAUUCAGCACAGCAGCCUGGAGGAGCAGGUGGUGCUGUUGGUGUCUGACCUGUCAGGAGAUGGAGGGUUAUCAGCAUUUGUGCACACGUGGCUGUUCUGCUCCUCGUGCUCAUUGUUUUGGCUGGAGUUCUCAUGUGGAUAA
This is a messenger RNA of Pygocentrus nattereri (red-bellied piranha), 993 nucleotides long. RefSeq names its product class I histocompatibility antigen, F10 alpha chain-like. The transcript is spliced from 6 exons. Gene Ontology annotation, cellular component: external side of plasma membrane. Bases 1 to 993 code for a protein of 330 amino acids. Lineage: Eukaryota; Metazoa; Chordata; Actinopteri; Characiformes; Serrasalmidae. Gene Ontology annotation, biological process: immune response. The record is from RefSeq and is a predicted model, not a curated record.